This is a messenger RNA of Podospora pseudocomata, 891 nucleotides long. RefSeq names its product ATP synthase f chain, mitochondrial precursor (gene ATP17). NCBI's taxonomy places the organism in Eukaryota, Fungi, Ascomycota, Sordariomycetes, Sordariales, Podosporaceae. The transcript has 5 exons. Bases 190 to 495 code for a protein of 101 amino acids. The record is from RefSeq and is a predicted model, not a curated record. Gene Ontology annotation, molecular function: proton-transporting ATP synthase activity, rotational mechanism. Gene Ontology annotation, biological process: proton motive force-driven ATP synthesis.
CAACAUUCUUGCUAGCCGGAUGAUUGGGGACCUUGCGUUUUCCCGCAGCCCUUCCCAAUUGGACCUUAACAGCUCAAUUCCGUCAAUCGUUGCCGACGACGACGACACUUCGCUCCAUUCGACCCGAGCCGACUCCUUCUUGUAUCGAAUCCGAAAUCGCGCGAAAGCCGCGAUUACCCCUCUGCCAAAAUGAGCUUUGUCACUCGCCGGGCGCUUUCGACCCUCAUCCCCCCCAAGGUCGCUUCCCCCAAGGCCAUUGGUGCCAACCCCGAUGCCGUCCGCAUGCAGCGUGUCGUCAACUUCUACUCCAAACUUCCCCGUGGCUCCGCCCCUGAGGUCAAGCCCACCGGUCUCCUCGGAAGAUACCAGGCCAAGUACUUUGGCAAGAACCCCAGUGCUGCGCCCAUCGUCCACGCCAUUCUCCUGGUCCUGAUCACUGGUUACGCCCAGAACUACUACUUCCACCUUCGUCACCACAAGAACAAUGCCCACUAAGCUACUCAGCCAGUGUUGUGGAAUAUGACAUUCCGCUUGGAGUUGACUCGGGCGUGUAUAUAACCUGUUACCGAAUAGAGUGAAGUGCCUACGAGACACUUAGCAACAGAGUUGUUUCUUUUGUGAUGUCUCUGCUAGCUGCCUGGGAUGGCGCUCUACCAAGUGGCCAGUGGUGCAGCCUACGGUCACUGUAACCCGAUUUCAAUGGAGAUGAGGGUCGGAUAUUCCCAGCUAGGCUCAGAGCCCUUGCGCGAACUUGCUGUUCUACAUAAAGUCCAGUCCGCUCGCUAGCAAGCAAUUGGGAGGAUGCGCGAAACACCACCUGUACAAUCAAGAGGCCGAAUAUCUUCAGUCCUAGUGAUGUAGUUCUCUAAUUUCCCAUGAGCAAGUUUGGCA